CUUUCAAAGAAAACCGAAAUUUAUGGUUUUGUGAAAAAAUUCUGUAAAUUGAUUUUACUUACCGAUCUCCUAUUAUAUAUUCUUCAUUUAUUAUUCUUUGUAUUUUGGGUUCCCUAUAAUAUAAUCACUCUUUAUCCAAUUAUGUUUCUUUAGAAUUUAAGGAAAAUGAGUUACAAUCACACCCAUAAUCGUAAUGAAAUUUGUUAUGUCCAUGCUGUUAAUCCUUCUCAACUUUGGGGAUUGCAUGUUUACCCUCUUGCAAAACCGGUCCCACAACUUGUUUUACAAUUUGUUCUUUCCAUAGGAAUCAAUUAUGGCCUUCAUCAAUUAUGUCAACGUUUUGGUCAACCUCGAUUUGUGGCAAAUAUCAUGACAGCCUUCAUAUUUAGUCCAUCACUAUUGAGUAGAAUAACACCAUGGCUGAAAGAAUUAUUAAUGCCUUCAACAUCAUUCACAAUCCUAAAGACGGUAGCAAACUUGGGGCUUCUAUAUGCAACAUUUAUACAAUCUCUACAAGCAUAUCCAACUCCAAUUUCACAUUGCAGAACAAAGAUGUUAUACCUCUCUUUUUUUGUGAUCGUCUUACCUUUUACCAUCGGAUGUGGUUUAUAUCUAUGGAUAAUUAAGAAAGAGGCUAAAAUAUCUUAUACUCCAGUUAUAGUAAGCCUAUAUUGGGGUACUAUUGUAACAUCCACUGGUUUUGAAACCUUAACACCGAUUUUAACUAAGUUUAAGCUAUUAUGCACUCGUCUUGGACAAGAAGCAUUAUUUGUAGGGUUGUUGAAUAACUUUUGUACUUGGGGUCUCAUCAAUAUCACCUUAUCCAUUUCAACCUUUUUGGAUAACAAUAAUCAAUUUAAGAGUGUCGAUGUAGGAGGUACGACUGUUGUGUUACUCUUCAUGAUCCUUUACACGGUGUUGUGUUGUUUUGCGAUCAAACCUGUUAUUUUCAAGAUUGCGACUGAUGUGCCUGAAGGUGAAAACUAUAGCAGUUUUGUAGUGCAUAUGAUAUUGUUUUUGGUGUUAGGAUGUGGGAUUUUUACAGACUACAUUGGUUCUCAUUUCAUCUUUGGUGCUUAUAUAAUUGGAAGGAUUAUUCCCCCUGGUAUUCUUGCUAAUACAAUUAUUGAAAAGAUGGAAGAAUGUGUUGAUGGUAUUAUGAUGCCGCUUUAUUUUAUGGUGGUUGGAAUUAGAGUUGAUGUUUUUAAUAUCCUACACUACAAACACGCUUGGGUUAUAGCAUUGGCAGUUACAACUAAAGUUUUAUGCACUCUCCUUAUUGGAUUCUUCUGUGAUGUAUCACUUGUCGAUGGCUUUCCUCUUGGGAUUCUUCUUAAUUCCAAGGGCUUCUUACCAUUAGUCCUACUUAUUAUUGGCCACGAACGAAGGAUCUUAAGUGGUGAAACAUAUACUGCUUUAUUCCUUAUAAUAUUAUUGUCAACAAUUGUGGUGGAACCUAUCAUGAGCGUGAUUUGUAAAAGAAUAAGGAAAACUAGUCAAUCUUAUGAUCAAAGGAAUCUACAAGGAGUCGAUCAAGUUUCUGAAAAACUUCGUCUAGUGACUUGCAUCCACAGUAUAAGAAAUAUUGCUAGCAUCAUAAACCUGUUGGAGAUAUCCAACAUUACGGUUCAACAACCAACAUCAAUUCAGGUUACUCAUCUUAUUGAGCUUGUAGGGCAUGCCCCUGCUAUGCUUGUUGAACAUGAAUCAGAAGAAUCCUUAUUUUGGAAUCUUAGUUCCAAGCUGUUCUGCUAUCGAGCAAGGACUGAAUCUGAUCGAUUAAUAAAGGAAUUUAAUGAAUACAAAGAUCAUCAUGAUAAUUCUACAUCUUCAUUAAAAGUUUUUACAAUUAUAUCUCAUAUUGAUACAAUGCAUGAAGAUAUUUGUAGUCUUGCUGAAGAUAAACAAGCAUCCCUUAUAAUCCUUCCCUAUCAUAAACAACAAGGGGUUGAUGGUAAGUUAGAGGAUACCAACAUGGAAUUCGGAGGUGUGAAUCAAAACGUUUUAAACAUGGCUCCUUGUUCUGUUGCCUUGUUUGUGGAUCGCGGACUUAGGAUGACUUCUAUAUCUUCUUCAUCCGAUUCUUAUAGUGAUGAUGAACAAGGUUGUGAAAAAAUUCAAAUUGCUAUGGUGUAUAUGGGUGGUCCUGAUGAUCGUGAAGCCUUGACCUAUGCUUGGAGGAUGGCAGGGCAUUCAUCUGUUAAUCUUACAGUCAUACGAUUUGUUGAAGGCGAUCAAGUUAUUAUCGUUGAUCAACCUGUAGACUAUUUAAAUUUAUCUUGUGGAGUUGAUGAAAUUGAGAAUCUUACUACAUCUGCACAAAAGGCAAAGGAUAUACAAGUUGACGACCAACUUUUGAUGGAUUUUCAAGAAAAGACUAGCUAUGAUAGAUCAAUAUGUUACCGCGAAGAGGUGGUCAAUUGUGCAGGAGAAAUAAUAGCUUUGUUGAGGGAAAUGCAUCACAAUUUUAAUUUGUAUAUAGUUGGAAAAAGACAAUCAAGAUUAUCUUCAAUAACAUUAGGUUUAGGUGGGUGGAGUGAGUGUAAAGAGUUGGGACCAAUAGGACACAUUUUAGUUACAUUUGAAUUCACCUCUACUGCAUCAGUACUUGUCAUGCAACAAUAUACUAAUGGAUUCAGCCAUAGAAAUUGUAUGGAUAAUAAGGAUAAUAAUGAAAAAGAAAAUGUCACUAUUAUCAGUUCUUAAAACCCAUGCAUCCCCAAAUAUUCUAGAUUUUAUUGUGAUUUGCA
Messenger RNA from Spinacia oleracea (spinach), 2750 nucleotides. Its product is annotated as cation/H(+) antiporter 15-like. The transcript is spliced from 3 exons. Gene Ontology annotation, cellular component: endomembrane system; membrane. The record is from RefSeq and is a predicted model, not a curated record. Gene Ontology annotation, biological process: proton transmembrane transport; regulation of pH. Lineage: Eukaryota; Viridiplantae; Streptophyta; Magnoliopsida; Caryophyllales; Amaranthaceae. Gene Ontology annotation, molecular function: antiporter activity. The coding region runs from base 166 to 2706 and encodes 846 amino acids.